AUGGACGACCCAGUGGCUGCAGCCGUGGACUCAGCGCUUUGUCAAGGGCGCGUGGUGAGAGUCCCGACAGGAACCCUGGUCCGGGUGGUGGACACGGAGCUGGUCAUCCCUUGCAAUGUCAGCGACUAUGAUGGCCCCAGCGAGCAGAACUUUGACUGGACCUUCUCGUCCUCUGGGAAUGUCUUUGUGGAGUUGGCGAGCACCUGGGAGGUGGGCUUCUCAGCCCAGCUUUACCGGGAGCGGCUGCAGAGGGGGGAGAUCCUGUUGAGAAGGACGGCCAAUGACGCCGUGGAGCUCCACAUGAGGAACGUCCAGCCCUCAGACCAAGGCUACUACAAGUGUUCGACCCCCAGCACAGAUGCCACCGUCCAGGGCAACUAUGAGGACACGGUGCAGGUUAAAGUGCUAGCCGACGCGCUGCACGUGAGCUCCAGCCCGCAGCCCUCCCCGGCCCUGAGCCUGCGGGAGGCCGAGCCCUUCGAGCUGCGCUGCGCCGCCUCCAGCACCUCGCAGCUGCACACGCACCUGUCGGUGCUGUGGGAGGUGCACCGCGGCGCCGCCCGGCGCAGCAUCCUGGCGCUGACCCACGAGAGCAGGCUCCGCCCCGGGCCCGGCUACGAGCAGCGCUACCACAGCGGGGACGUGCGCCUGGACACCGUGGGCAGCGACGUGUACCGCCUCUCCGUCUCCCGGGCGGUGUCGGCGGACCAGGGCCUCUACAGGUGCGUCGUCAGCGAGUGGAUCGGAGAGCAGGGCGCCUGGCAGGAAAUUCAAGAAAAAGGGGUGGAUGUCGCCACCGUGGUGAUCCAGCCAACAGUGCUGAGGACAGUCGUGGCCAGGAACGUGUCUGCGCCUGAGGGAAAGGAACUGGACCUGUCCUGCAACAUCACGACGGACCGGACGGACGACAUCCGGCCGGAGGUGACGUGGUACUUCAGCAGGACGCCGGACAGCACUCUGCCCGGCCUGCACGUGCUGGCCCGCAUGGACCGGGACUCCUUGGUGCACGGCUCUCCCCACAUUGCCCUGAGCCACACGGACGCACGCUCCUACCACUUACUGCUCCGAGAUGUCAGCAAGGAGAACGCCGGCUACUAUUUCUGCCACGUGGCACUCUGGGCACCCAGGCACAACAGGAGCUGGCAUAAGGUGGCCGAGGCCAUGUCUGCCCCCACUGGUGUGGAUGUGACCUGGCUAGAGCCAGACUACCAGGUGUAUUUGAAUGCCUCCAAGCUCCCCGAGUUUUCAGACGACCCCACGGAGCUGGAGUGUCACGUAGUGGCCGCGAAGCGCCCCGAGGCGAACAUCCGCUUCACGGUGUCGUGGUACUACAAGAGGAGCCGGCGCAGCGACGACGAGGUCACCAGUGAGCUGCUCGCGGUCAUGAACGGGGACUGGACGCUGCGGUACGGAGAGAGGAGCAAGCAGCGUGCUGAGGAUGGAGAGCUCAUUUUCUCAAAGGCGCCUGUGGACACGUUCCGUUUCCGAAUCCAAAGGACCACAGAGGAAGACAGGGGCAACUAUUACUGCGUGGUGUCGGCCUGGAGCAAGCAGCGCAAUGACAGCUGGGUCAAAAGCAAGGACGUUCUCUCCAAGCCCGUCACCGUGUUCUGGGCCUCCGAAGACUCUGUGCUGGUGGUGAAGGCGAGGCAGCCCAAGCCAUUCUUCGCGGCAGGAAGUACAUUUGAGAUGACUUGCAAAGUGUCUUCCAAGAAUAUUAAGUCGCCACGCUACUCUGUUCUCAUCACGGCCGAGAAGCCCGUGGGGGACCUCUUGAGCCCCAACGAGACCAAGCACAUCAUCUCCCUGGACCAGGAGGCCGUGGUGAAGCUGGAGAAUUGGACAGACGCAUCACGGGCAGAUGGCGUGGUGCUGGAGAAAGUGCAGGAGGAUGAGUUUCGCUACAGAAUGUACCAGACUCAGGUCUCGGAUGCAGGGCUGUACCGCUGCUUGGUGACGGCCUGGUCUCCUGGUCCUGUAUUCAACGUCUCUGUGCAUUCGGCCACACCAUCGGUCAUCCGGGGAGAUCGGAUCAAAUUGUUCUGCAUCAUCACCCUCGAAGGAGCGGCACUGGAUCCAGAUGACAUGGCCUUUGAUGUGUCCUGGUUCGCGGUGCACUCCUUCGGCCUGGACAAGGCCCCCGUCUUCCUGGCUUCCCUGGACCGGAAGGGCAUUGUGAACACCGCCCAGCAGGAUUGGAAGAGUGACCUCAGCCUGGAGCGGGUGGGUGUGCUGGAAUUCUUGCUGCAAGUGCACGGCUCCGAGGAGCAGGACUUUGGCAACUACUACUGCUCCGUGACUCCCUGGGUGAGGUCGUCAACAGGUUCCUGGCAGAAGGAGGCAGAGCUCCAUUCCAAGCCCGUCUUUAUAACUGUGAAGAUGGACGUGUUGAACGCCUUCAAGUACCCCCUGCUGAUCGGCGUGGGCCUGUCCACCAUCAUCGGCCUCCUGUCCUGCCUCAUCGGCUACUGCAGCUCGCACUGGUGCUGUAAGAAGGAGGUCCGGGAGACGAGACGGGAGCGGCGGCGCCUCAUGUCCAUGGAGAUGGACUAGGCGGCCGCAGACAGGAGCGGCCGAGGGGCGGGCAGGCGGGCAUCCUCGGACCCUCGGGCAGAAGAGGGCAGCGACGUUGUGAAGCGCAGUGCCGUGACCUUGACAUUCAGAACCCGUCCUCUCGAAUCUCAGGUGGGGCUCGGCGCUCCCUCUCCUCUGCAUGGCAAGUCCGGAGCGGACAUGUUUACCAGCACACAGCUCCUCCCCCCACGGCACUUUCGUAGAUCACAAUCGAGAGAGAGAGAGAGAGAGAGAGUGUGUGUGUGUGUGUGUGUGUUCCAGCUGCGGCUUUUUAAUGGUUAACCUUCAUCUAAUUCUCCCCUCCUCCUGGUUUAUAGAUCCUCUGACUUCUGCGUGUGUCUACCUUUGUGUCGUGAGGAGUGGCGGUGAGGAAGGGGGUGAUGGCCGCCCGAAGGCUGUCGGGAGUGAGGCUGGGGGUGACCCGGAAGCUGCUGGGUGCGUCCCUCACCUCCUCGGGGUGGGCGGAGAGACCACCCAGCCCCGUGUUGAAAGCUGGCUUGGGGCUUGGACUACCCGGCCCGCCCCUAUUUUCAGGGGUCGAGAUGGUAUUUUAAACCGAAACGCGUGGUCUGUAACGUCUUAUUGAGCCCACAUGCAUUGACCCUGCGCCUCUGACCCCUUCCCGCCCUGUGGUAUUUUGUGUUAGGUGAGAAUUGCUGAACUGGCACCCCGGGAUCUAGACUCUGGCUCUCCACCGAGCACCUUAUCUUGCCACCUUAGCCUUAAGAAUGAAUUCGAAGAAUGCACAGCCAGCUCUGUCCAGGGCAGGGAGGACGAGGUUGGGGACGAGGAAAGGAGCCGGGAUUCAUUCCGAUAGUUCGGAGCCUCCUGUGCCUCAGGGGACCCCAGGAGUCCCUGGAGAGGCCUCGGUAGAAGUGAGAUGUCCUUGGGGGCGCUGGGAGAGGGGGCAGUGGUAAUGGGGGCAUGUCAGACCGAGAAGCCACCUCCUUCCACCUCUCCUGGGAGGCAAAGACAUAGCGCCCCGAGACUCCCAGGAGCACCCCGCGUCCUUCCUGCGCUGCGGGGUCUCCUUAACAUGAAGAAAAAGUGCUGCUUGCAAGACUGACUGACUUCAAGGAAUCAGAAAUUGCACAGAAGAAGCAGGCAUCGUUUCCUAUGACCUUUUCCGUCCUUCAAGCCUUUUUAAAGAUGCCCCGCAGGGGGUUGGUGAGAAAGGGUGUAUUUUGUGGUAUGUUUGCUUUCCUAUUAGGAACAUGAAUGAAACCUAGCAAUUUAUGGUCGCAGCCUAUCCAGCCGACUUGAGAGUCACCCCUUCUUCCCGGCUGCGCCCUUUGGAAGUGGGGCGGUGGGCUGAGGAGCUCUCGGAGGGCCCGGCUGGCUCCGCUGUGAAGGCCCUGGAAGCCUGUGGUUCCCUGCCGAGAAUUGGCCUUUGGGGGAAAGCAUCAUCUUGAGGUUUGCUAAGACUGGCAGGUGACGCUCACCCUACAUUUCUGCCCUCUGUGCUUUGAUCCCGGCUGCAGAGGAUCUAACAGCACUGUCUUCCAAAAAGGAAGGAGGUUUGUUUGUUUUGAGCAAUAAAGUAAUGUAAAGUGAUGGCCAUUCCUAAGUGGCUCUUAGGCACAUUGGCCGGAUGAGCCUGGCUCCUCCUGCCUUGCCCUAUGCUCUGCUCCCUUGGCUGCCGCCCAGGUCAGUUCUGCACUGAGCACCCUGCACCUCCCCAGGCAGAUUGCCACCUAAUUCCCUCUCUCGGUGUCGCCCACCGUGGCAACCGCCCAGGUGGUGGACCUUAGAGCAUCUGUUGACAGCAGAAGCCCUGGCCCAGCAUCUAAUGCAGGGGAGAUGGGCAGCGGUGAGCCUCAGCAGAGGAUGAAAGAGGAGGAGGAGGAGGAGGAGGUCCGAGUGGCAGUGGAUCUUGAUAUUUUCCACAUGUCAUUUCCCAACUAUGCUAUUUCAAGAGGAGGCGGGUUGCAGACGAUUGCACAAAUGAUAGUUAAAGUGUGAACACAUAUAAACAGGCACUGUCUUCCUUAACAGCCAGUGCAUCCUAUUGAAAGAAAGUUCGGGGCUGUUGGGGUAUGCCGGCCCUUCGUAGGAGGAGAAAGGGGUACUUGGCUUUGGAUGGGACCAGGUGGCUGCAGGGAAAACGAAGGACUGGGUAAUGCAGGGCAUUUGGUGGCAGUGUAUAUGCCAUGCCCACAGUGUCCUCUGCCUUUAAACCAGCGGUUCUCAACCUGUGGGUCACGACCCUUUCACAGGUGUCGCCCGAUUCAUAACAGUAGC
Molecule: messenger RNA, 4815 nt
Organism: Echinops telfairi (small Madagascar hedgehog)
Lineage: Eukaryota; Metazoa; Chordata; Mammalia; Afrosoricida; Tenrecidae
Gene: PTGFRN
Product: prostaglandin F2 receptor inhibitor
Exons: 9
Coding region: 1-2553 (850 amino acids)
Source: RefSeq, a predicted model, not a curated record